This is a messenger RNA of Odontomachus brunneus, 3161 nucleotides long. RefSeq names its product soluble scavenger receptor cysteine-rich domain-containing protein SSC5D. The transcript is spliced from 11 exons. The record is from RefSeq and is a predicted model, not a curated record. The coding region runs from base 221 to 2227 and encodes 668 amino acids. Lineage: Eukaryota; Metazoa; Arthropoda; Insecta; Hymenoptera; Formicidae.
ACGUAGCGAGUAGAUGUAGCCAGUCCUGGACGGACGGCCGCCAAUCCAGUACCUCGCGAAUUGCUUGUCCGAUCUACGAUCGAUCGAUUAGACCCGACGUGUGAGCAAACCUGCCGGGAAGAAAACAAACAUAAAAAGAAAAGAGUGAUUUAGUCGGUGUGCAAAUUUGGGAUUACCCUUUCUCGCGAGAUUUCGUGAGGCAGGGCCUAAGAGGAACGCAAUGUCAGCAGCUGUGAAGGAGCGAACGACUACACACACCAGCAGGAAAAUUGUGAGUCAUGGCGGUCCUAUAUCUGGCCAGAGAGACGGAGCAGCUACAGCCAGCAGCCUCGAAAACAACUUAGAUGCACUUCUGGAGGACUUGCAGACGAGUGUCUCGAGAAGUGCUACUCCCAGCCGGGGCGGCAGAGCACUCUCACCCCAAGUUGAAUAUCGGGUGGCUGCCAACCCCACCAAAGUAGUCUCCGAAGGCAGACCCGUCUCUCCGACUCGUACGAGAGUGACCACUACUGAAAAAUUCGUCAGUAGCGGUCCGAGUGGCACGCCGAGCGGUAUUCCGGGACUGGAACUUUUGGAUGCGGAGCUGCAAAAUGUCCAACCCGGUCAGAGCAAAACGAUCGCGUAUAAGCAGGUGUCAUACCAGUACAAUAAGAACUUAGACGGGAAGCCAGAUUCGUGGAUUACAUCAGAAAACAAACUGCCACUCACUGGCGCGCCCUUGAUCGACGACAUUCACGAAACCACUUACGAGGAAACUAAAACUCCAGCGACGUAUCAAAGUCCGGAGCCGAUCAUCAAAAAAUCAGUGGUCAAUAGAGAACUGGUCUAUGGCGACAGCUCAACACCCCGUUCAAAGCAAAUUUCCCCUUCGUCGGGAACUCAGAGGGAUGUAAAGUACAUUCACGAAACCAGUUAUCAAACCGAACCACGGCCGGUUCAAAGCGCUGUAACUACAGUGCAUACGAAUGCUCCGCAAGAAUACAAAACCAUUGAGUAUGUACCGGUCCCAUCGCCAACUCCGGCGAUACCGAUCAAUCUAGCGCCCGGCCCAAAUACAAAAGUUACCACUACGAUUAAGACAUACACCUACGAGCUGCCAGGAGCGCCGGAGACGUAUCUACCAGGUGGCAAUGUGCCAGGAAGCGUUGUGCUUCCCGGCGAGCAAACAAUUACAUACACCCUACCGAGAGGCAGCAACAUCACAGACAAGACCGUCACCUACCAGACCGUGACGGAGAAUGCACCGGGACAUCCUGGUACACCGAUUAGAUAUAGCAGCCCGUCUCCGACCGAUGUCACUAAAAAAUCUACAACCAUUCAUAAGGAGGCUAAGUACUAUCAAGAGGAGCAUCAUGGAACAUUGCCGUACGAUGACAGCCAACCGACGCAGCCUUCCUACGCCUACCGCGCUGGUCCACCGCCAACGAACAUGGAGACUAAGACCACUGUAACCAAGAAGUAUUACCAGGUCGACGGCAAUUAUCCCAAUGGACAUGGGCCGGGUGAUCGCCCAGACUAUCCUGGCGGUACAACAGUCAUAUAUCAAAAUCAACCGCCCACGGUAACGGAAACGCACAGCAAGACUGUCAAUCGAUACGAGGAGUAUGGACCUGGCAGGCCGUCCAGUCCAGCGCUCGACCAGCCGGACAUCUCGACGAAGACCGUAACGACCUAUUAUCCGCAACAUUCGCCACAGCCUGGCACUAUUUAUAAGUUCUCGAAUACCACAACGACGAUACCGCCGAAGAAGCACGCGGACGAUCACGAGGUCCUCCUGCCGAAACCUUUCCCGACUGGUGUUCAAAUGUACCCCACUAAACCGACCACUAAUGGUGAAGGACCGCCAGCAAAACUCGAAGACCUUAUGGCUUCAUUCUCUGAUUCCGAGCGAGAAGUAUUGGAGGAUAUAGAAAAACAAGAACGCCAGAAGAAGAAGCAAUCUUCAGCUGUGAAGAAAGAAGUUGAUUUCGCUCCGCAUACACCACCGAAAGUGAAAAGCAAGAACGUUGCUGGACCACCGGUCUAUUAUCCUCCUGGCUCAGCGGAAUUCACCAAGAAGGAAGAAUCUAGCGCUGCCAUGUCGCAAUCUGGCGGUGAAUGGCAAAAAGCAAGUGGAAAAUAUGAAUACGAGGCUUCCAGCAAAAGCAAAAGCAAAAGCAAACAAGGAGGUGCUGUUGUGCCUGUUUGUCUACCGUUGUGCUGCGCAUUACCGUGUGUUAUUAUGUAACUACUCGUUGUAUUAACAUAUUGAUACGUUCAUCGCCAAGGCUUAAAUUGGCUGUAGACCACGUGGACCACCAACUGUUAGAAUUGUGGUUUUUUAUAGGACCAUUAUAUAUCGGUAAAAAAAGUCCGGAUUUGGAAUUAUUGUAUAGAAAAUACCAGAGAUUUAUACUGACAGCGCUACUUUAUACUACAAGUGUAAACGAGCACUUACUAACUAAAAGGACUUAUUAUUCGUAUGAGAAACAAAACUGUAUACCAGCUAUCGUUGGUGGUACACGUGGCAAUGUGUUAAUUAAGUAUAUAACGUGGUAUACAUAUUUUACACUGCAUUAUAAGCCAAGAAAGAAGCACAAUCUACAUAAAUUCAAAUGAUCAAAAGAAGGCUUGAUAUAAAAAUGUGAUUGAUAUGUUAGUACAUUUAAAAUUUCUCCCGUGUCAACACGAGAUCUGAUUGUUUAUCUUGCAUAUUCUGAAAUCUUAUGUGUUUUUCUCUUUCUAUUUCCACGACCAGAAUAUCCAUUAAGAGUAUAGUUAAAGAAAAUCGAUAUAUGUAUGCAUGUUAAUAUUUAACACGCGAUGUAAUCAAGACAAAUCGUGCUAUUACAUCGUAAAAGCGAAUCUUGUUCAAUAUGCUAUUGACUUUAUGUUAACGUAUUUAUACAUAUGAUGAAGAUAUUUUAACAUUAUAUUUAUUUUAUUUUUGUUAUAUGAAGAUAACAAUGACAAAUGAUUAAUUUUAGAUUUUUUAAACGUGCUACAGUGUGUGGCAAUUGUUAUAACAAGAUAUUAUAAAUGGUGCCUUUUGUAAAUUCUUUAUAUCUAUGUUGCUGUAUAUUCUAUAUUUAAAGCAACAAAAUAAGUCAGAAAAUUAAUUAAUAAUAUGGUCAUAUAGAAUAUAUUAAUAAACUGAUUAAAAUUUUUAUUAACAAACCAUA